This is a messenger RNA of Dreissena polymorpha, 2288 nucleotides long. RefSeq names its product pseudouridylate synthase RPUSD2-like. NCBI's taxonomy places the organism in Eukaryota, Metazoa, Mollusca, Bivalvia, Myida, Dreissenidae. The coding region runs from base 30 to 1850 and encodes 606 amino acids. The transcript is spliced from 11 exons. The record is from RefSeq and is a predicted model, not a curated record. Gene Ontology annotation, molecular function: pseudouridine synthase activity; RNA binding. Gene Ontology annotation, biological process: pseudouridine synthesis.
UCGAAUUAUUCAAAAGGGAUAAUCAAACAAUGCUAAUAUGUCAGCGCCCAUCGUCACGAAUAACUAAAGUGUGCAACGUCCAAAUAUUUCUUAAGAUGUCAUCUGCCGUGGACGCGAAACUUUCAGAAGAAAAUGAAGAAAAACUAACGAAAAGGGCGAGGAAAAGGAAAAGAGGUCAAGACAUGUUCGUUAAGAAACACAACCAUACACCGGAGGGUUUUGACCAUAAACCUGAAACCUCCUACUAUUUUGAAGAUGGCCUGCGAAAAGUCUACCCCUACUCGUUUAUCUUCAAAACAUUUGUUAAAGGGCGCUGGAUGGGUAGAAAGUUGGUAGAUAUCUAUCAAGCUGAAUACCUGUCUACAAGUUUGGAAGAACAUAUAAGUAACAUUGAGAAAGGCUUGGUCACAGUCAAUGGCAAGAAGGUGUCUCCAGAUUUUAAGCUUGCCAACAACCAGCUCAUAGAAAAUAAACUGCACAGACACGAGGGUGCAGUGUUAGACCUGCCUAUCGAGAUUGUUGCUGACACCCCAGAGGUCCUGGUUGUCAACAAGCCCCCGUCCAUACCGUGUCACCCAUGUGGACGCUACCGAUACAACUCUCUCACUCACAUCCUGGAGCAUGAACAUGGAUACACAAACCUUCGCAUCCUGUAUCGGCUGGAUCGCCUCACAUCAGGCUUGCUGAUAAUGCCCAAGACAACGAAGACCUCGGUGAAGAUGGAGUCCCAGCUGGAGCGUAAGCUGUGCCAUAAGGAGUACGUCUGCAGAGUGGUUGGCAGGUUCCCAGAUGGUGAAGUUGAAUGCACAGAGCCUUUGGAAAUUCUGUCACGACGUUUGUCCAUGCAGGGUGUCAUUCCAAACGGCAAAGAAAGCAAAACCACUUUCACUCGCCUUAGCUGCAACGGCACAUCCAGCGUUGUAAAAUGUAUUCCCCAUACUGGGCGGACACACCAGAUUCGAGUCCACCUGCAGUAUCUAGGGUACCCCAUUUUGAACGACCCCCUUUAUAACAACACAGCAUUUGGACCCAGCAAAGGAAAGGGAGGAGUGAUGGAAAAUAGUUUGGAAGAGAUGGAGAAGAUAACCAUGGAAACCAGUAACAUUGGUGCCUGGAAGAAGGGAGACAACCCUUAUUACAUCUCCCGAUUUGGAGAGGACGGGCUAAAACCUGCACCUUCUAACUUGUUACCAGCAGAGGGGCCAUUGUCAUCAUCUUCAUCAUUGGUGAAAGAACCAUCGGAAAAUCAGAAUGGUGCUUGCAAGGUUGGAAACAUAGAAACCAGUCAGAAAUGUAAUAGUACAGCUAGUGAAGAAGCAAGUAAUGAAAUGAAAAUGAAAGAGGACGUAGCUGAUUCAUUUGAUGACAUUAAUUUUGAAAGAUCACCAAAGCUAAAUGAAAAUAGGACUGAGAAAUGUAGCACUGAUGAGGAUAAAACAGAUGAAUGCUGCAGAGAUCAAACUGAACCAAAUCUUGAGCAGGGUAUGAGUAUUGUUGAUAAUGUGGCCGAAACUGAUUGUGUAACAUUGGAGAGCGAGUCGAAAAAACUAAAACGUGAUCAAAGCAUCUCUGCAGACACAAUUGGUGAAGAGGCUGAUACAAAUAAACAGUUGUGUGAAAAAGUAAAAGUCAGUAAAGAGAAACCUACAUUUGAUCCGAGGAAGUUGACUGUAGACCGCAAUUGCAAAGCAUGCAGGCACGUAUAUCAUGACCCCACGCCGGAUCAGCUGAUAAUCUACCUGCAUGCAGUCAAAUACACGGGCCCAGACUGGGAAUACAGCACAAGUCUACCAUACUGGGCAAAAGAGGACUUUGUUGACACUGAUACUCAAAUACGCUGGCCAAACUGACAAGUACAAGACACAAGAUGAUACAACUUCCAUUUUCAUGAUCAUACAACGUCCAUUUUCAUGAUCCAAAGAAUUUAAAAAAAUCAUUUUGGUGUUGGAUAUGUCAGAGAAAACUAUUAUAAUGUAUCUACUUGUGUCUAAAUGGAAAAAAAUCUUAAUGGAAACCUGUGGAAAAUAUCUGAAAAUUAUAAAAAUAAUUGAAAGUUUAUUUUGUAUUUAAAUGUUUUAUUCUGGUCUACAAUCAAUAGUUGGCUCAUACGGUAUCAUCUGUAAUAAUAUAAUAGCUGUUGAAUAGAAAAUACUAUAUAAAAAUGUGUUUGAAUAUAACUUAAUAUGAUUUCCGCAGAAUAUUUUUGUAACAAUUAAUCCUGGAAUUGUAUGGCACAUUCUAGCUGGCAUUUGAAUUCGUGUAUCAGAAUAAAAGUGUUAAAGAAAUUC